Galeopterus variegatus (Sunda flying lemur) is the source of this 3645-nucleotide messenger RNA. RefSeq names its product family with sequence similarity 155, member B (gene NALF2). Gene Ontology annotation, biological process: calcium ion import across plasma membrane. The coding region runs from base 322 to 1110 and encodes 262 amino acids. Gene Ontology annotation, cellular component: plasma membrane. The record is from RefSeq and is a predicted model, not a curated record. Gene Ontology annotation, molecular function: stretch-activated, monoatomic cation-selective, calcium channel activity. NCBI's taxonomy places the organism in Eukaryota, Metazoa, Chordata, Mammalia, Dermoptera, Cynocephalidae. The transcript has 3 exons.
CCCAGCGAGCCCAGCACGCCCCCGGGCACCUGCGGCCCCCGAUACAGCAACCUGACCAAAGCAGCCCCCGCCGCCGGCCCUGGACCGGUCUGCGGCGGCGUCCCAGAGCCCACGGGGCUGGACGCAGCUUGCACCAAAUUGCAAUCUUUGCAGAGACUUUUCGAACCGACUACCCCGGCUCCUCCUCUGCAGCCCCCUGACUCCCAUUCCCGUGCCCCGGUCGAGUUCCCCUCCGCCAAAAAAAACUUGCUCAAAGGCCACUUUCGGAACUUCACUCUCUCCUUUUGCGACACCUACACGGUCUGGGACUUGCUGCUGGGCAUGGACCGCCCCGACAGCCUGGACUGUAGCCUGGACACCCUGCUGGGGGACCUGCUGGCCGUAGUGGCCAGCCCGGGCUCCGGGGCCUGGGAGGCGUGUAGCAACUGUGUCGAGGUGUACCAGCGGCUGGACCGACAUGCUCAGGAAAAAUAUGACGAGUUCGACCUCGUGCUGCAUAAAUACUUACAGGCAGAAGAGUACUCAAUCCGGUCCUGCAUGAAAGGCUGUAAGGCUGUCUACAAGGCCUGGCUGUGCUCAGAAUACUUCAGCGUGACCCAGCAGGAAUGCCAGCGCUGGGUGCCCUGCAAGCAAUACUGCCUGGAGGUGCAGACCCGGUGCCCCUUUAUACUCCCCGACAAUGAGGAAAUGGUGUACGGAGGGCUCCCUGGCUUUAUCUGUACAGGGUUGCUGGAUACUUCACCAAAGCGGCCGGAAACCAAGUGCUGUGACGUGCAGUGGGUCUCCUGUGAGUCGGAGAAGAAGAAGUUCAAGGAGUCUGAGGCCCCCAAAACCCACCACCAGCAAUUCCACCACUCCUAUUUCCACCACUACCACCAACAAUACCACCACUACCACCCCCGCCAUGACCCCCCAGGCCGCGUUGGCCACAAGCCCUCCCUGCUGCCGGUCUCUGGGGGCUCCCGCCUCAGCCCCAGCAGGAUCCGGCUCUGUGUCCUUGUUCUUAUGCUCCUCCAUACCAUGGUGUCCUUCUCCAGCAACCAGGGCAGUGGGGGACUGGGGCUUGAGACACUGCCUGCCCUAGAGGAGGGCCUGACACAGGAAGAGUGACAGCAGGAAAGGAGGACAGACCUCUACCAUACACUGACAUCAGCUCCAGCCCCCACAGGUGGAGGGGAGGGGACUCCUCCCAUGGGAGGUGUAGGACCAGGUGGGGGCGGGGGGAAAUGGGGGACCACAUAUGCCCCCCAACCUACCCCCACCCCAAAAGCAGCUCCAACAGAACGGCCAGAGGGCCCCAGGGAGCUACAGAACUCAUCCAGGAGAAAAAGGCAGGAGCAGCAGAUACCCCCCCAGCCCCCAUCUAUGGGGCUUAGCAAAAAAAAGGGGGGGGAGUGGGGGCUGGAAAUGCCCACCCCUGCUGACAGCCCUGAUGACCCCAGGGAAGGAGGCUGCUCACCCAGCCUUGGCCCUGCAGGGAAUGUUGGGGGGCACAGAGGGGAGAAGCUCUUCCCCCCCCUCCACAUUACUUUUGUUGCCAAGAUCCUUAAUUCCCUCCUGCCCAUAUCCUUACAGGCGACGGCAGACGUGCAAUGGCCCUCCUGCCACUUCAGUGCACCUUGCCCCACUUGGGCCAUCACAGGUGAAGCACCAGGCUGGAAGAUGAGGUGCACACAGUUGCAGCUAGGUUGGGGCCCCAGUUAAGCUGUGCCCCUCCACCCUAGGCAAUGAGGGGUAGGGAUGAGCUACAGAAUGAGUGGUGAAAGACAGUGAUGAUAGGGAAGGGGGAGAGGAGAGGAGAGAUGUAGGUGGAGGGCUUGGAGAGAUGGACAAAUGGGCUUCUGCCACCUGGCUUUCGGUAGGUGGGUGGCCAGUGCUGAGGCAUGCUCCAGAACUGCUCCCCAUAUCAGAGAGAGUUGUAUAAGGAGCCCUCUGGGGAAAAAGCACAGGAACUGAGUUGUUGGGCCUCAAAACAGAAGGCUUUUAGAGGGCACGUGGUUAGACUGCCGCUGUCUGAAGGGCCAUAUCUUACAGAAGGUGCACAUUCUCCCAAGGGCCGCUCUUGCCCUGGAGAUCUUGGCCUUGAGGCCAAAGACAUUUUCAUCUCCAGUCUCCAUGGGGAGGAGGGACUUAAGCCCAAGUGGGUCAGGAUCGGCCUGGGUCCUCAUACUCCCCCAUCUUAUCCUAGCCCAGGCCUCCAUGAAGGAGAAGCUGGUGGCAUUGCCUCAGAGCUCUCCAGAGAAGAGCCUCCCCCAUCCCUACCCUGUCCCUGUCCCUGUCCCCAGCCUACCAAAGAGUAUUCAUCCCUUCCCAUCCCUGACCCCAUGGGUUGUUACCAUCUCAAUUAUGGAACAACCAGAUUCCUACUCACCAUGUAGCAGGCUCCCUGCUCCAGGCACCCCUGCCCCUUGCUGGAGAAAGUCCAGAGGCUGGCAAGAGGACCCUUUGACUAAAGAUAAUGUGCUGUCCUUCCUUAGCUGAGGGACUUGAACUGUUUAGUUGGGCUACAGGACCGGAGGAGAGAAGAGGCAUCAAGAGCCCCUUGGAGGCAUUAGCCUUGUGCUGGUUCGCUGGGAGGGAGAGGCCACAUUGCCUGGGACAUCUAAAAGCUAAUAAAAGCCAACAAGAAAGGGAACCAGAACCAGAACUGUGUUCCUGGGACAGGCCAGGCGGCCUUCAGUAUCAUCUAGGAUAUGAUGCUAGUUGGGGCAGAGGGGGGCUGGAACUACAUUAGAGUGAAGCCAAGAAGGCAAUGGGGAGGGGAGAGCUGGACUUAGGAAUGAAUGGGAGGCCUCCCUAGUAGAGAGGGAAUCAGUCAAGGGCCUCAGCUGGGUUCCAAAUCUACUUCAUGACAUUGGAGAGUCCUUCCCUGCCAGUUUUCUUAUUUCUCACAGCCUGUGCCCCCACUCCAGUGCCCUGCCCACACACUUUCCUGUUUGGCCCUUGACACUUUGGGCCUGGCCACAUACCCCAUCCCACGAGUGCUCUUUUCAGCUGGAGGGGGAAAGAGGUGCUGGUUCCUUUCCAGACAUGCUUAUGUAUAAGUGAAGAGGCAGGUAAGGUACUGCCUUCUAACUCCUGCAUCCUCAGGAGGGGAAAAGGGAAUGGGAAGUAAAGAGGGAACACAUGGCCCCAGAGAAUGGAUCCUUGGAGACUCCCAUCCUCUCUUCCCCCUCACCAAGUGCCCAGGAGACCCCUGGCUCAGACCAGCCCAAGGCCUUGCCCAGUGGCAGGGGAGUGGGACACCACACUCCACCUCAAUGUCAUUUGACUGCCCCCAUCCACCCCACCACCCUGAUCUUCCACCACCUCUCCGGCUGCCCCUGCCCUCCAUCAUAGGCAGCAGAGCCGGGCAGCUCUUAUGCCAUUUUCUACACUGUGCUUCAUGAGUAGAACUUUCUUGCACUAGUCCCUAUGACUGAGUCUCCAAGCUGGUUUCCUAGUAAUCCCCCAUCCCUUCCUCCCUUACCCAGCUAUGAUUCAGUUGUCUCCACCGCCACCCCCCCCCGCCCCUCUUACCCCUGCCUCUGUGUUUCGGUGAGAGUCUUUGUAUGUGUACUGCUUUCUGUUUUGUUGCAUUGUGGAGCAGAGGCCUCUCCGCUCUUGUUUAACCCCAUAAAGAAAUAAAUGGUAAGACUUGAUGAU